Molecule: messenger RNA, 3240 nt
Organism: Oncorhynchus masou masou (cherry salmon)
Lineage: Eukaryota; Metazoa; Chordata; Actinopteri; Salmoniformes; Salmonidae
Product: oocyte zinc finger protein XlCOF6-like
Exons: 3
Coding region: 50-1636 (528 amino acids)
Source: RefSeq, a predicted model, not a curated record
AAACGACAGAACUGUGUUGUUUUGUCGAUAGUGGUUGUGUCCGUUUCAAAUGUAUCAUUACCGACUCAGAUUAAGUCUGAGGCCGGUAACAUCAACAGUGAGGACAAUCCCAGCCUGCCACUCUCCUUCCACACUGAGUCCAAACCUACAGUCACUGGGUCCUGAUUGUGACAGUGGAGUCCAGUUUGCACUGCAGGAUCCAGAGAUGGCAUCAGUGAAGCUGGAAGACUGCAGUCAAACAGUGGAACUGAAUGCCAACAUUAAAGAUGAAGAAGAGGAAGAGAAGAUUAGGACAACUGUUAGUCAUGGAGACCAUGUUGAGACAUUCUCUACAUCCAGAGAGCAUCAGCAGGAAGAUCAGAGAGCUAAGAGGUCUCAUCACUGCCCACAUUGUGAAGACAUUUUCCCAUUUCAAUCAAAGCUAAAAAUGCACCUAAAAAUACACACAGGAGAGAAGCCUUAUUCCUGCUCUGACUGUGGAAAAUGCUUUAAAACAUCAACUCAGCUAAAAGUUCAUCAGAGAACACACACAGGAGAGAAGCCUUAUUCCUGCUCUGACUGUGGAAAACGUUUUAAAACAUCAACUCAGCUAAAAGUUCAUCAGAAGACGCACACAGGAGAGAAGCCUUACGUCUGCUCUGACUGUGGAAAAUGUUUUAAAACAUCAAAUAAGUUUAAAGUUCAUCAGAGAACACACACAGGUGAGAAGCCUUUCUUCUGCCCUGACUGUGGAACUAGUUUCUCUCAUCUUUCUCACUUAAAAUCACAUGAACGUAUACAUACAGGAGAGAAGCCAUACUCCUGCUCUGACUGUGGAAAAAAAUUUAAAACGUCAAAUGAGCUAAAAGUUCACCAGAGAACACACACAGGAGAGAAGCCUUUCUUCUGCCCUGACUGUGGAACAAGUUUCUCUCAUCUUUCUAACUUAAAAUCACAUGAACGUAUACAUACAGGAGAGAAGCCUUACAUCUGCUCUGACUGUGGGGCAAGUUUCUCUCGUCUGGACACCUUAAAAACACACCAACGUAUACACACAGGAGAGAAGCCUUACUCCUGCUCUGACUGUGGAAAAUGCUUCACAACGUUAACUGAUCUAAAAGUUCAUCAGAGAACACACACAGGAGAGAAGCCUUAUUCCUGCUCUUACUGUGGAAAAUGUUUUAAAACAUCAACUCAGUUAAAAGUUCAUCAUAGAACACACACAGGCGUGGAGCCUUACGUCUUCUCUGACUGUGGAAAAUGUUUCACAACAUCAACUGAUCUAAAAGUUCAUCAGAGAACACACAUAGGAGAGAAGCGUUAUUCCUGCUCUGACUGUGGAAAAUGUUUUAAAACAUCAAAAGAGCUAAAAGUUCAUCAGAGAUCACACACAGGAGAGAAGCCUUAUUCCUGCUCUUACUGUGGAAAAUGUUUUAAAACAUCAAAUAAGCUUAAAGUUCACCAGAGAACACACACAGGAGAGAAGCCUUACGUCUGCUCUGACUGUGGAACUACUUUCUCGCAACUUUCCAACUUAAAAUCACAUGAACGUAUACAUACAGGGGAGAAGCCAUACUCCUGCUCUGACUGUGGAAAAUGCUUCAAAACAUCUACUAAGCUAAAAGUUCAUCAUAGAACAUGUGCAUUUGAGCAUUAGAAAAGUCUUACUCCUGUUCUGACUGUGGGGUGAGUUUCUCUCAACUGGAUACCUUAAAAACACACCAACAUAUACACAGUGGUGAAGAUUUACUCCUGCUCUGUGGAAGGGUGGGCGUGUAACUCAAACUUCUAGCCAAAGGCUGCUAUGUUUAGAAUCUCAUCAAGGAGGAUUGUAGCAUUUUAGCUAAUUAGCAACUUUGCAACUUCUUACGACUACUUACUACUUUUUAGCUAUUACUUAGCAUGUUAGCUUAGCAUGCAACUACUAAGUAUGUCAGGUAACCUUUCCCCUAAAACCAUUUAACCCCUCACCCCUAACCUAGCUAACCUUAGCAACAACAAAUUGGAAUUCGUAACAUAUUGUAUGAAUAGCAAUGCGUAGAAUAACAUAAGAAUUGUAAUUCGUAACAUACGAUACAAUUCAUUAUUAUACUGAACCACAAUCUAAAUGCAACAAUUACAAAGAUUUAUAGUUCGUAUAAUGAAAUCAGUCAUUUUAAAUAAAUGAGGCCCUAAUCUAUGGAUUUCACAUGACUGGGCAGGGGCUCAGCCAUGGGUGGGACUUGGAAGGGCAUAGGCCCACUUGGGAUCCAGGCCCAGCCAAACAGCAUAAGUUUUUUCCCCACAAAAGGUCUAUAUUACAGACAUAAAUACUACUCAGUAUACAUAAAUACUACCCCCCCCCCCCCCGUGGUUACAUGAGGCCGGUUGGAUGUACUGCCAAAUGGUAGAGAUAUUAAUAUUGAGUUCUCUGGCAACAGCUCUGGUGGACAUUCCUGCAUUCAUCAUGACAAUUGCACAUUCCCUAAUCUUGAGACAUCUGUGUUGUGUGGCCUUUUAUUGUCCCCCAGUACAAGUUGUAAUGAUAAUGCUGUUUUAUCAGCAUCGUGAUGUGCCACACCUGUCAGGUGGAUGGAUUAUCUUGACAAUGGCUGAAAUGCUCACUAACAGUAUAUAUAAACAAAGUUGUGCACAACAUUUGCUUUUUGUGCACAUGGAACAUUGUUGGAUUUUUUAAAUUUCAGCUCAUGAAACCAACAUUUUAAAUGUUUAGUUUAUAUUGGUAGUCCAAUGUUAUGUAACGUAAUGGAGUGGCACGGAUGUUUUUUGUAUCAUAUAAACGUUUUGCUCUGAGACCAGGUUGUCCCUCUGCAGUAUUCUGUGUGAAGGAGCUCGUAGAUACUUUUUUUAUUGAACCUUUACUUAACUUGGCAAGUCAGUUCUUAAUUCUUACUUACAAUGAUGGCCAAGGAACAGUGGGUUAACUGCCUUGUUCAGAGGCAGAACGACAGAUUUUUACCUUGUCAGCUCGGGGAUUCGAUCUUGCAACCAAUGCUCUAACCACGAGGCCACCUUCCGCCCCUAACAUGUAUCAGAUAGAGAUGGUAUGAUGAUCACUUUUCACCAUAAAUUUGGGGGGAUUCGUUUACAACUUUAUUUAAUGAUACACCGUUUAUGAAAUUAAUCCAUGUGUUUAUUAAUGGUCUUUAAAACUAGAUUAGUUAUUUUAGUUACUGAUCAUGAAUGUGUUGGAUAACUGCAUUGAAGCAAACUUUUUUGAUCUGCCAAUGAAAAAUAAAGUUACAUGAAUAUGUACUGGUA